Messenger RNA from Tuber aestivum (summer truffle), 1656 nucleotides. The record is from the annotation of a GenBank genome assembly. Lineage: Eukaryota; Fungi; Ascomycota; Pezizomycetes; Pezizales; Tuberaceae.
AUGAAUACUGUCUUGAAAAAAAGUUGUCAGGACCGGGAUGAUGCUCCGGAACAGCGCUCUAUACCCUCUCAAAAUAGUCCGUUGUACGACGAGGGCAUUAUCCAGUCUUCCGCCCAGCUUUCUGCCCUGGGACUCGAUGAAGCAUCGCGCGAUGCAGAGACCUUUGGUGACACAGGAGAGGCUACUUUUAACCCUUACUCGAAAUUGCCCAUGGCCUUCCAUAACGGAUAUUACCAACCGGCUGAAGCAGCGGGUCCCCCAGCCCCACAUGAUUACCCCACUCUGGAAGGAAACUCGCUCAACCGCCCCCCUAACCCAGACUCGUCGCCCAUUUUCGCGAAUACAGUCCUGAGUGAAAAUGUUCGAAAAAGAUUUUUGUUUACCAAAAACCAACAUCCCAGACCCGCACCGACAUAUAACCAAGAGUCUUCCGGUCCUGGUGGACAUACCCGCCGCACCACUUUCAACUACGAACGUGAUGACUUUGUGAGUUACGGUGCUGGUCCCAGCUUCAAGGAAGACAAGCGUUUAGAAGCCAUCCAUGAGGAACCCGGAACUCCCCUUCAGGGGAAAAGUACCAGUCAACCUCAAAACUCAAACUUGAGCUACAAUACACCUGUGGGGCUCACGAGCAAGUAAGUCAGAUCAGCCCCAGUUCUAUAAAGUGUUUUUUCUUUUUCUUGCCCAUAGAACUAAUUGAGCCUGGGAUCUUCUAGACACAUGGCAUCCUUGCCUAGCUCAACUUCUACUGUUCCACCCCCUUUCAUUGAGCCCAAUACGUCCGAGAGACAAGGAGUUAGUUUCCUAAAUCCUGUCCCUGCAACUCGUGAUAGACAAGCCCCCGGUCCCCAAACCCUCAUGGAUCAAGACUGCGGUGAAGGAAGUAGGUUUUUAACGGAGCCGCUCAUACCUCUUCGCUCAUUUUCUCCAGAGAAACUUGUGUCCCGUUACCAGUUGGAUGGCCCCGCCCCUUUGCCCCAAGAGCAUCUCCUUUCCAGAGAGCCGAUUCACCCUGCUAUUACUCACACCAGAGGUGAAAGUGAUGGGGGCCCUGCUGGCGCUUCUCCCGAGCUACGUGCCAUCGAAUGUGCGGGAAAUAUGACUGUGUCUCUUUCCCUCGACCCCCACGUUGAGGAAUUUAUUGCGAGGCAGCGGGCCAGCGCACGUCCUCGGCCUCCAUAUUGGCAAACCCAGUGCCAUUGGACAAUAAGACCCUUAGGAGAUGCAGUGGGAAAUUGUCAUUAUGGACAUUCCUGCCUCUACGGACAUGACGGUGAUGUUUAUGAGGAUAAUCUGAGCGUCUGCUACACCUUUGAGAAUGGCAGGGCAUGUCCAAACUUUGUCUCACAAAGGACGCUGGGCCCAUCUCUUGGUGCCCGAGCUCCUUGUUCUCCUACGCUUCUACCAGACCCCCCCCGGCUGCACAGGCCUCAACACGGCAUCCCGAGCCAUGACCAGGCCGCGAUUCCCACCGAAGCUUCUGCUAACACUGACGAAACGCUAUUCCGUACCGAACCUCUUGUGAGCGUAGCAGAUUUUCUCAGUUAUUACGAAAAUAAAUAUCCGGCCCUGACGAUCGAGGAUAUCAUUGCCGGGAUGGAAGCACAAAAUACCUCGAACAACGAAUACACCCAGAGUCAUGUUCAGGGGAAUUGA